Messenger RNA from Hyaena hyaena (striped hyena), 231 nucleotides. It is a transcript of the gene SPINK6, whose product is annotated as serine peptidase inhibitor Kazal type 6. Lineage: Eukaryota; Metazoa; Chordata; Mammalia; Carnivora; Hyaenidae. The coding region runs from base 1 to 231 and encodes 76 amino acids. The transcript is spliced from 4 exons. The record is from RefSeq and is a predicted model, not a curated record. Gene Ontology annotation, molecular function: protein binding.
AUGGAAGACUACAUUGUUUGGAUUUUGUGCUUUUUUUUUCUUUCAGGUGUCUUCAGUCAAGGAGGACAGGUUGACUGCAGUGAGUUCCGGGAUCCCAAGGUCUAUUGCACGCGGGAGUCUAAUCCCCAUUGUGGUUCUGAUGGCCAGACAUACGGCAAUCAAUGUGCCUUCUGUAAGGCGGUGGUGAAAAGUGGUGGGAAGAUCAACCUAAAGCACCAAGGAAAAUGCUGA